Messenger RNA from Trichomycterus rosablanca, 2688 nucleotides. RefSeq names its product zinc finger protein 345-like. Gene Ontology annotation, molecular function: DNA-binding transcription factor activity; RNA polymerase II cis-regulatory region sequence-specific DNA binding. Gene Ontology annotation, biological process: regulation of transcription by RNA polymerase II. The transcript is spliced from 3 exons. The record is from RefSeq and is a predicted model, not a curated record. The coding region runs from base 1 to 2208 and encodes 735 amino acids. NCBI's taxonomy places the organism in Eukaryota, Metazoa, Chordata, Actinopteri, Siluriformes, Trichomycteridae.
AUGCACCUGAAGAGCAGCUUGUGUUUUUCUUCUUCAGGAUUGAACAAGGAUUUCUUCUGCUCCUCGAGUCCACGUUCCUGUACAACCCAAAAUCAUCUCCACAAACACAUCAAGACCCCCCACAGUGUCAAAUAUGAGACCCUGGUGAAGAUUAAGACUGAACAUGAGGAUCUGACGCCCACCAGAAGCUCCAGUGAUCAGCAGACGUCCUCUGGUGCUGUCAGCAUUAACAGCUCUCUCACCAGAGAACAGAACAGAAGGAACGUCUGCUCACAGUGUGGGAAGAGCUUUAGUUCUCCCAGUGCUCUUAAAAAACACCAGCGCAUUCAUUCUGCAGAAAAACCGUAUCAGUGCUUACAAUGUGGGAAGAGUUUUAAUCAGCACAGUGCUCUUAAAGAACACCAGCGCAUUCACACUGGAGAGAAACCAUAUCAGUGCUCACAGUGUGGGAAGAGUUUUCAUCGUCAGAGUGCUCUCAGUAUCCACCAGCGCAUUCAUAGUGGAGAGAAACCGUUUCAGUGCUUAGAGUGCGGAAAGAGCUUUAAUCGCCAGUGUCAUCUUAAAAUCCACCGGCGCAUUCACACUGGGGAGAAACCGUAUCAGUGCUUACAGUGUGGGAAGAGUUUUAAUCAACAGAGUCAUCUCAACAUCCACCAGCGCAUUCACACCGGAGAGAAACCACAUCAGUGCUCACACUGUGGGAAGAGCUUUAAUCGUCGGAAUGUUCUCAAAAUUCACCAGCGCAUUCACACCGGAGGGAAACCAUUCCAUUGCUUAGAAUGUGGAAAGAGUUUUAAUUCAGAAAACAACCUUAAACUUCACCAGCGCAUUCACACCGGAGAGAAACCGUAUCAGUGCUUACAGUGCGGGAAGCGCUUCAAUUAUCACGGUGAUCUCAAAAGACACCAGCUCAUUCACACGGGAGAGAAACCGCACCAGUGCUCACAGUGCGGGAAGAGCUUUAAUUAUCACGGUGAUCUCAAAACCCACCAGCGCAUUCACACAGGAGAGAAACCGUAUAAGUGCUCAGAGUGUGGGAGGAGUUUUAAUCAUCAGGGGGAUCUCAAAAGACACCAGCGCAUUCACACUGGAGAGAAACCUAACGUCUGCUCACAGUGUGGGAAGAGCUUUAGUUAUCCGAGUGCUCUUAAAAAACACCAGCGCAUUCACACCGGAGAGAAACCGUAUCAGUGCUCAGAGUGUGGGAAGAGCUUUAAUCAUCAUGAUCUCAAAAGACACCAGCGCAUUCACACUGGAGAGAAACCGCAUCAGUGCUCACAGUGUGGGAAGAGUUUUAUUUCUCCGAGUGCUCUCAGAAGACACCAGUGCAUUCACACUGGGGAGAACCCUUAUCAGUGCUCACAGUGUGGGAAGAGUUUUAAUCAGCAGAGUGCUCUCAAAAGACACCAGCGCGUUCACACUGAAGAGAACCCUUUUCAUUGCUCACAGUGUGGGAAGAGUUUUACUCAGCAGAGUGCUCUCAAAAGACACCAGUGCAUUCACAGUGGAGAGAAACCGUAUCAGUGCUCAGAGUGUGGAAAGAGCUUUAAUAAUCAGAGUGCUCUUAAAGGACACCAGCUCAUUCACACUGGAGAGAAACCGUAUCAGUGCUCACAGUGUGGUAAGAGAUUUAAUUGUCAAAGUAAUCUCAAAAAACACCAGCGCAUUCACACCGGAGAGAAACCCUAUCAGUGUUUAGAGUGUGGCAAGAGUUUUAAUUAUCAGACUCAUCUCAAACGACACCAGCGCUUUCACACCGGAGAGAAACCACAUCAGUGCUCACACUGUGGGAAGAGUUUUAAUCAGCCCAGUGAUCUUAAAAUACACCAGCGCAUUCACACCGGAGAGAAACCGUAUCAGUGCUCACAGUGUGGGAAGAGUUUUAGUCAACAGAGUCAGCUCAAAAGACACGAGCGCAUUCACACCGGAGAGAGACCGUAUAUGUGCUCACAGUGUGGGAAGAGUUUUAAUGAGCAGAGUGAUCUUAAAGGACACCAGCGCAUUCACACUGGAGAAAAACCGUAUCAGUGCUCACAGUGUGGGAAGAGUUUUAAUGCACGGAGUAAUCUCAGAACGCACCGGCGCAUUCACACUGGAGAGAAACCGUAUCAAUGCUCACAGUGUAAGAAGACUUUUUAUCAACAAGGUGCUCUCAAAAAGCACCAGCACAUUCACACUAGAGAAAGCAUAUUAGUGCCUAAAGUGUGAGUGUGAUCAGAGAACCUUUAAAAGACACCAGCACACAGAAACAAGCUUUUCUGCUCAAAAUGUGGGAAUUUUUUUUAAAUAUUUUUAAUGUAGCAGAAAUUAUCAAGUUUAGCAUGUAAUCUCAUCAUGUUCUUACUUCCUUUUCUUUUAACACCAGUUUGUGGACUGAGGUAUAAAUCCUGUAUGAAGUGUGAAACAUUGUUUGACGUGUUCAGAUUCUACAUCCAUGGAUUCACAUUUAUGCACUCUAAAAAAUGCUGGGCUGAAAACAACCCAACCUGGGUUAUUUGGCAACCAAGUGCUGGUAACUAUUGGACAGAACACAUGUUGGGUUAUGCAUUUUAAUCAACCUAACUGUAAGGUUUUGUUUUACCCAAUACUUGGUUAAUUUUACCAUGAAUGUUGAGUUGUUUACUCCAAUGCUCAUAUGUAAAUAAUACUAUUAUUAUACUAUUCUAAUAAUAAUAAAAUUAUAAAACA